AUGGUGAAUUUCGCCACUAGAGGGACUUCCAUCUUUGAUAACUGCCUCACAAACCACCCUGAGCUGUUCAACGACCCCUUACGCUUUCAAGCGCUGAUAAAGACUGACCACUGGAGCGUGAUAACUUCUCCGGGGAACAAAAUUAAACCAAUCCGAACUAAAUGCUGUUUUAGGGAUUUUAGAGAACAUCUCAAGAUAAAAUUUACUUUAGAGUUACAAGAUUUUGAUGAGACACCCAUGAUCAAUGCUCCUGAUAUUGAAAUAGCAACUAACAUAUUUAGUAAUGAUCCGGGUAAGGUGGAUAGCAAUUUCUUUUGUUAUGCGACAACGGUGCUUUCCCCACAUAGGAAUGUUCUCAUUUUUACACAGAGAAUGCAUAAACCUACAUGAAGGCCGUUUACGCAAUAAAAUGCAUUUACAAUCCAUUUGAAAGGGUGUUUUUUUGUGUUAAAAGAUUUUGACCAAUCACAAGAGUUGAAAACAAUAGCCAGGAAAAGUUUACAAUUUUACAUGUUCCCCACAUAGGAUUUCUUUGUUAUUCAAACUGCUAUUCAAAUUGCUAUCGUUCUUAUCUGGACCGUUUCUUAAAUAAGGAACUGCACUAUCUUAUGGAUAAGUGUUUCCCUGUGACGAGAGUUGUGAUGUCUUCCCGUGACCCCCCUUGGAUCACUCCACCAUUUAAAUAUCUGUUAAGGAAAAAGACAAGAGCUACUGAUAAUGGCCACGUUCACAAAGUGGGGGACUUGUCAUCGAAGGUCUACAAAUUAAUUGGAGAAAAUCGAAAAAACUGGGGCAGGAGUGGAGCACAGGGGAGUUUGCACUGGUGGAGGAGAGUGGAUGAAAUCACCCUAAGGAAACUGAAAUCUCAGCCAUAUUUAGAAAAUGAAUUUCUUGCUGGUCUUAAUGAUUAUUUUAGGGAUUUGUGCAACGAUGAGAACUAUGUCAAACCAGUGCCUCUUGAGGUAAACCCCGAGACACACCCACCCCCAGAUCUCCAGGAAUUUGCUGUGAUGAUGGCAUUAUCCAAGCUU
Porites lobata is the source of this 1031-nucleotide messenger RNA. The record is from the annotation of a GenBank genome assembly. NCBI's taxonomy places the organism in Eukaryota, Metazoa, Cnidaria, Anthozoa, Scleractinia, Poritidae.